CGCCGGCCCCUCUUUUCUCUUUACACCCCUCUCCGCCUGUCUGCGCCUGUCCCCUCUCCCCUCGCCAUUCCAUUCCUCCGCCCCCACCGCCAUUUCGCCGAUUCCGGCCGCCGCCUAGGGUUUCUCGCCCAGCCUCAGCGGCGGUAUCGGGAAGUUUGUCCCGCUCCCCGGCGGCACGCGGCGUCCGGAGCAGGAGGAGGAGGCGGAGGAGGUCAGUCUGUGUCUCUGUGAGCCCGGGGUGGCGGCGGCGGCGGUGGCGGCGGAGUGGGCUGUCGGCGAGCGAGGUUUCGCGGGGGCGUAGGCUGCGGGUUGAUGAGGAGGUAGGACGCCGUGCGGGUUGCGGUGUUGGAGUGGCGACGGCGGCGGUGCGGAGGCGGCUUACAGGUGGCAGACAUGUAUUUCACCCGGCUCGAUGACUCGCCCAUGUUCAGGAAGCAGAUGCAAUCACUUGAAGAAGGUGCUGACAUGCUGAGAGAGAGAUGCUUGAAGUAUCACAAAGGUUGCCGUAAAUACACUGAAGGGCUAGGCGAAGCAUAUGAUGGAGAUAUUGCGUUCGCAAGUUCACUAGAAGCAUUUGGAGGCGGUCACAAUGAUCCAAUCAGUGUUGCCUUUGGAGGACCCGUGAUGACCAAAUUUACAAUUGCCUUGAGAGAAAUUGGAACAUACAAGGAAGUUUUGCGCUCCCAGGUUGAGCAUAUGCUAAAUGACAAGCUGCUGCAGUUUGUGGACAUGGAUUUGCAUGAUGUGAAGGAUGCCCGAAAGCGUUUUGACAAGGCUAGCCUUCUGUACGACCAGGCUCGUGAGAGGUAUUUAUCCUUGAAGAAAGGAACAAGGACAGACAUAGCAACUGCAGUUGAGGAUGAGCUUCACAGCGCCAGAUCUUCAUUUGAGCAAGCUCGUUUCAACCUGGUCACUGCGCUUUCAAACAUUGAGGCUAAGAAGAGAUUUGAAUUUUUGGAGGCUGUUAGUGGAACAAUGGAUGCACAUCUUCGUUAUUUCAAACAAGGAUAUGAAUUACUCCAUCAGAUGGAACCGUAUAUCAAUCAAGUGCUUGCUUAUGCACAGCAAUCAAGAGAAAGGUCCAACUACGAGCAAGCUGCUCUUGUAGAGAGGAUGCAAGAGUUCAAAAGGCAGAUUGACCGGGAAAGUCGGUGGUCACCAAACGGGAUGACUGAUUCCCCUAAUGGUGAUGGAAUACAAGCAAUUGGUCGAAGUUCACAUAAGAUGAUUGAAGCCGUCAUGCAGUCAGCUUCAAAGGGAAAGGUUCAGACUAUUCGGCAAGGCUAUCUCUCAAAGCGUUCUUCGAAUUUGAGAGGCGACUGGAAAAGGAGGUUCUUUGUCCUUGAUAAUCGAGGAAUGUUGUAUUACUACCGCAAGCAAAAUAGUAGACCAUCCAGUGGUUAUUCUAACCAACGAAGUAGCACUCCCAAUGAGCAUGGCUCUGGGCUGCUUAGCAGAUGGUUCUCAUCUCAUUACCAUGGCGGUGUGCAUGAUGAGAAAUCUGUAGCACGACAUACAGUAAACCUGCUAACAUCAACCAUUAAAGUUGACGCAGAUCAAUCAGAUCUAAGGUUCUGUUUCAGAAUAAUUUCGCCCACAAAAAACUACACACUGCAGGCAGAGAGUGCGAUGGAUCAGAUGGAUUGGAUUGAAAAGAUCACUGGUGUCAUUGCUUCUUUGUUAAGCUCCCAAUCCCCUGAACGGCGUCUACUGUUGAGCCCUAAGGGCAGUGGCCAUCAUCGAACAAACAGCGAAAGUAGUUCUUUCAGUAGCUCAACAGAACUUGACCAUUCCAUGAGUGAAGAUUUUAUGAUGGAAAAGAACUCAGGAAGUGGGUACUUUGAGCACUCCAGAGUCACACAACAUCAUCGAACCAGCAUGAGACCUGACAAGCCAAUUGAAUUGCUUAGGAAGGUGGUUGGCAAUGAUGUUUGUGCUGAUUGUGGUGCUGCAGAGCCUGAUUGGGCAUCCCUAAACCUCGGAGUCCUUGUAUGCAUAGAAUGUUCUGGUGUACACCGGAAUCUUGGUGUGCAUAUAUCUAAGGUAAGGUCUCUGACACUUGAUGUCAGGGUGUGGGAGCCAUCUGUAAUCAAUCUCUUCCAGUCUUUAGGCAACACAUUUGCCAACACUAUCUGGGAAGAAAUGUUAACUUCGUCAAGCAGUUUUGAUCAUGGUGAUACUUCGAGAGCUGAUGGAAUUGAAAACACACCAGAUAACUUGGCUGUCAGAAAGCCUAAACAAUCGGAUCCUAUCUCUCUGAAAGAGAAAUUUAUUCAUGCCAAGUAUGCUGAGAAAGAUUUUGUACGGAAGCAUAGUAUGGAUGAGACUCAGCUAGCACAACAGAUGUGGGAUCAUGUAAGUUCAAACAACAAGAUGGAGGUGUACAGUCUGAUAGUGCGAUCGAACGCCGAUGUAAAUCUAACUUAUGGGCAGACAUCAUUCAAUUCGGCUUUGACUCUUGGGAAAGCGCUUCUCUUACAAGAGCAACCGUCUUCGCCGUCAAAUGGUAGUUCUAGAUGCUUUGACCGUGGUGCAUCUGAGAAAAUUUCUCCCAGGGGUUCUCUUUCUCCUGCGAGCACGAGUGCGCGAACAGACGAAUUAGAUGGCUGUGCUGAGGGCCUAUCUCUGCUUCAUCUGGCAUGCCGUGUCGCGGAUAUAGGCAUGGUUGAGCUACUCUUGCAGUAUGGGGCCAGUGUGAAUUCCACGGAUUCUAGAGGCCGAACACCGCUUCAUCACAGCAUUUUGAAAGGAAGGCGCGUGCAUGCCAAGUUGCUCCUCUCCAGGGGUGCUGAUUCGCAGGCGACAGACCGUGAGGGUAGAACGGCAUUGCAGUACGCCAUCGACAGCGGAACCAUCGAGGACGAAGAGAUUCUUGUUUUGUUAGAAGACCCCAGGUAGAUAGAUGAUCCAGUAGCUAGACCUUGGGUUGAGCAGAGUUCCGGUUUGCCGCGCUCCGAUCUGAUGUGCCUUAUCCUGCUGCUCAACGGGCACGGCUCCAAGCUCGCCUCGCCGAUCCGAUCUCUGAUCCCAGCUCGUGUCAUGAAGAACAGUAUUAUAGGUAGUGUUCCAGAGAGACAGGGGGGGUCCCCCUCCCCCUGCCCCCACCCCGUUAUACUAGCGUGAGAUACCCCCCUAUCCCUAUGUAUUGUGGUUUUGCCGGGUUUUUGUUUGCAAGCAGAUAGAUGAUGACAGACGACGUUGUAAAAGUUUGUACAUGGCGCCGGACCCAGAGUGCCCGGCCCGGCCCGGAUCCGAUGGUGAUGAUGACGAUGUGUGUACAUAGUGAGACCGAUGUGUGGCAUGAAUGUGGUUUAAGCAGAGCAUUGGACA
This is a messenger RNA of Triticum dicoccoides, 3330 nucleotides long. RefSeq names its product ADP-ribosylation factor GTPase-activating protein AGD3-like. The transcript is spliced from 19 exons. NCBI's taxonomy places the organism in Eukaryota, Viridiplantae, Streptophyta, Magnoliopsida, Poales, Poaceae. Gene Ontology annotation, molecular function: GTPase activator activity; protein binding. The record is from RefSeq and is a predicted model, not a curated record. Gene Ontology annotation, cellular component: cytoplasm. The coding region runs from base 394 to 2898 and encodes 834 amino acids.